Molecule: messenger RNA, 3226 nt
Organism: Leptopilina heterotoma
Lineage: Eukaryota; Metazoa; Arthropoda; Insecta; Hymenoptera; Figitidae
Exons: 2
Coding region: 483-2531 (682 amino acids)
Source: RefSeq, a predicted model, not a curated record
AUUUUAAUCACAAACACACAUAUAUGCACAGAACAAUUAUUUUUUUAAAAUUAUCAUUUUUAUUAUUUUUAUUGUGUGAGAAAAAACACUUGCACGCACAAUUUAAUUGUUUAUAAUUUCACAUUUAUAGGAUGCAAAAUAAAAUCCACAAAUGACGCGAAUCACAUGUAAGCACUGUUGUACGGAAGCGCCUACGCGCCACGAGGCAAAGAGAGGAAAUCUGUUUCUGCUAAUGUCGUUUUAGCUUGUGAAACAUAGGAACACGUUCGAUGGUUCGCUGGUUCGGUGGUUCGAUGAUGUGAUUGUUCCUAAAUAAAAAAUUAAAAAUAAGAAAUAAAAAUGAACCAAAUUAAUUUAAAUCGACAAUUUUAAUGUAAUAAAAUAUUUUUUAGAUAUUAUUUAUAACAGAUAUUAAUUACGAGGAAACCGAAAGAACAGUAAGGCCACUUAUUCGAAAAUAUGACGAUUCAUUGGCAGUACACAUGAUCAAUAAACAAUUGUAUCAUUACAAGAGUCACUUUGGAAUAAUAAUAAAAAAAGGAACAACUUUUUCUGUGACGACUAAGGCAUUAAAAAAUCUUAGAAAUAUUUACUUUUACUGUAUAACUGAAAAGUAUAAUGUUCAUGAAAUAAAAUUUAGAGAUCAUAGUAACAUUACAAAAGUUUUGACAGCAACUUCUGAUUGUGUACCAAUGAUGUCUGUAUCAUACAACGUCGAUGUGGAAAUGAAAAUAAAAACAAAAAAUUGGAUCGAUCUACCUGUUUUGGAUACUAGAAAUGUAACGUAUCGCAUGUCAAUGGAUGCUGAAAGAGAGUUUUAUAAAAAAGUAGAAGUUUAUGGUUUCGUUGAGAAUUACUACGUACAAGUGCUGCUGACAGCAAAAGACAUCAUGGAAAUGCAAUCCAAAAAUUACAGUCUAUUGGUUGGAGUACAAAACCAAAUAGAUAUAAUUAAAUACUACAAUUAUUUGACAAGCGCGAGUCGAUAUGUAAAUAAAAAUGAUUCAUACGCAUAUGCUUUAGUUGAAAAAUACAGAAUUUUUAGCCGUACUGAAGAAGAUUUCUACGGGGGACAUUUAUAUCCAUACGGUAUAGCGUUCACCUCUGCAGCAGAUACAUUUUUAAAUCCUAUUCGAGGAUUUGAGUGGGGCUUAUUACACGAAAUUGCUCAUUAUUAUGAUAUUGAAGGGACUGUUAACGGUAUUGGAUACACCGUGGAAUCGUGGACUAAUAUUUAUUCUGCAUUCUAUCAACACAAAUUUUCCUCUAUGGAUUAUUGGCUUGAUUACGAAGAUCACGAGAACAACACGCUUCUAUCGAAUUAUCGCAAUGGAAUUACUAUCGAGAAUAAAAAAUGGGAUUAUAGGGAAAAAGUACACUUCUACUUGACAUUGUUCGGAUAUGAUGGUACUGACAAAUCUUUCAGAGAAUUCAACAUUCGAUACUUUUCUAAAAAUAAUACAGACAAAAAUGAUGUAAUACCAAUACUUUUAGAAGUCUUCUUUGAUCUAUACAACAUAAACAUAUUGCCAUUUUUAAAGAAAGUUAUCAACUUUAAAACUAUUCCUUCCCUGUCGUAUAAUUUAGAAAUACGACUUUUGAACGGUCGGGCUGUAAUGCCAGCCAUUGAUUUCGGCCUGAAACCAACUGACAUGAAACUUAGGAGCAGAGAAAAAGAUUGGAGACAACAUUUGCCUUUAAAGUUUAUGACUAAAAUGAAGAAAAAGUUCGUUGAGGUGAUAUUUACUAUUGAAUCCCCAAUAGACCCCACUGGUGCUUGUCUGUAUUUGAAUAACAUUUGUCACACUAUUGUUGGCAAUCGUAUGAACAUCAAAUUAUUAUCAGACGUUUAUUCAGUUUAUAUUCUAAGUAAAAAAGACCAAGGCAUGUAUGCUAGUGAUAUAGAAUACCACACCAUAUCAAAAGAUACAAAUGUUUAUGUCAAAGUAAAGGAUUUGCGGGAAACAGAAUCAUGUUUAUCUCUAAUACAAUAUUCCUUUAUUAUUCAAGGUCACGGUUCGUGGACAUUUAUGAAAAUUUUGAUAGAUUAUAAACAUAUGAAUAUAGCGAUACACCAAACCAAUACCUACAUUCACAAGAAUUUUGAAAAUGAAUUAUAUUUUUCAAUAAGAUUAGAAAGAAAUAAUGCCUCUGUUUUCGAAUACAACUUUUUGGGUUAUCCAGAAAGAAAUGAAGCUCUGCUAUGUGAACAUAAUUUCCAGAUUAAUGAUAAAAUUCACAUCUACCAUGUCGAACCAUCUCGCUUAAAGUUUGAUUUGAAGGAAUACAAUAAUUUUAAACAAAAUAAUACUUUUCUGUUGACAAGAGUCGGUUUACAUAAUGUUGCUGACAUGGAGCAAAAUAUGAUUUCAUUACAAAUUGAAAACGUUAAUAAUUAUUAUUUGAAAUACAAUGAGGAUUUAAAGAAAAAUCUAUAUUUUCAAGGAAUGUUAAUUAAUUAUGUGAAUGUUUUACGUUCUACAGGAUUAGAAGAAAAGAUACCAAAAAACUGGAUUACAGCAGCAAACUAAGAUAUCUUUGUGGCAAUUUUUUUCGAAUUAUUGCUGUGGAAUUAAUCAGUUGUGUUGAAUGUUGACAUUUGUUAGCAAAACUUUAUAAUAAUACACGAAGAAAAAAGAAUAAUUGAACUUAUCGUUUGGAGUGUAAAACUGGAAUAAGUUGACUUUCUUCUGUUUAGAACUUAACCUAUACUAAGGAAUGUAAUAGCAUAAUAUUUAUAUUAGUGAACAUGUAAUUUAAUUUCACUUUAAUUAGGAAUUGAUUUUGGCGUCAAAUUCCUUUAAAAUAACGAAUUUUUGUUUAUUUAAAAAAAUUGUUGAAAUUAAUAUAUUUUUUAAUAAAAACAGUGUAAGUUGUACGCGAACAACUUACUCUUAAUAAAUUUUGAUUUGGAGUAUUACAAUGACAACAACAUUUCUAUGUAGUUUUUCACAGAAACUUUAUAAUAAUUUGUAGCUGUAAACCACUGUUUGAAGGUAAUAAAAUAUUUCAUAAAGGAUGAAUGGAUAAGAAAGUCAUUAAAAUCAAUCAUAAAGCAAUAGCAUAGUUUAUUGCACUUUAAGAAGUGUAAUUAAAAUUACAAUUAUUAUUUAACUGUGUUCGAUGGUUUCUCUGUUCACAGGCACGUAAAAUUGGUAAACAAUCAUUUUCUAACAAAUAUUUCUCUGUUCACAAACACUUUUUACAAAUUCUGCACAACAAACCG